CCAUUCUAAUUAUUGCUUUAUUAUAUAAUAACACCCACCGUGCACUCACUCCUAGCGUCCCUUUUUAAUUCCAUUUCAUCCGUCCUUUUAUUCUGUCAAUUCUCAUCGACCCUCCCUUUCUGUCUGUAUCCUCUCCGUCCCCCCCACCCCACAGCCAGACCAUAACAUCCGAUUGUCCUCUGGCAGCCUUCAUUAGGACCACGCCUGGAAGAUGUUCUCCUCUAAGUCAAGCUCUGUUUCUCCUUCUCCAUCAAUGGAUCCUACGGACACGGAUAAUCUGGAUAUUAGAACUAAGGUGCAGCUUCAGGGCGUGCUGUGGAAAAGACCUUUUGGGAAACAAUCCACUAAAUGGUCCAAGAGGUUUUUUAUAAUAAAGGACAGCUUUCUGCUUUAUUAUGCAGAGAAUGAAAGGCGAAACUUUGAGAGCAACAAAUAUUUUAACAUACACCCCAAGGGAGUGAUUCCGCUAAGUGGCUGCAGGGUGGACCCUAAAGAAGAACCUGGGAUGCCAUAUGCCAUUAAGAUCUCCCAUGAAGAUUUCCAUGGGGACAUACUGCUGGCAGCAGAGUCCGUGAUUGAGCAAAGUCAGUGGCUGGAACUGCUGCAUGAAUCUGGCAAAGUGACCUGGCAGAACGCCCAGCUUGGUGAGGCAAUGAUUGAGAGCCUUGAGGCUCAAGGCCUGCAGCUCGCCAAGGAGAGACAGGAGUAUUUUGAUAAACUAAUGGAGGAAACAGAGGAACUAUGUUCACAGCGAGAACAGAAAGAGGAGCUGGAGAAAUUAAAUCAGGUCCUGGAGACUGAAAAGAGUCGGUUUGAGGAUGUUGUACAAGAGCUGAGACUGGAGCAAGAGAAAAUCAAGCAGGAGCUGGAUGUGACUGUACAUUGUCUGAAAGGAGUAGGAGAAGAGAAACAGGAACUGUGCAGCCUCACACAAAACCUAGAAAAGACGAUGGAGGAGCUGUCUGUGGAGAAGCAGAGGGCCAUAGCUAUACUGGAAGCUAGUCAGCAUGAAGCUCAGGCAGCAGGCACAUGUACAGAGAAUCCUAGACCAAGUAUGCAGUGCAACCUGCAGCAGAUCGAGAACAAGAUGCAGAGUUUACUAGAGGAGAAGAUUCAGGCUGAAAGCAGGAUGAAGGAAAAUGAAGAGCGGUUCAGAUUAUUGGAGGAGGAGAGGGCUUUCUAUGUCUCUGAAUCUCAGGCGCUACAGAACUCUUUAGCUGACCUCACUGUGGAGAAAGAACAAACAGAGAAAGAGUUGAAGCUGCAGUUGAAGGUUCAGCUGGACCUUGAGCGGAAGCUUCACGAAGCAGAAGAUGCUUUACGUCGGCUUGAAGCUGGCCUGAACUCCACUAUCUUAAACCAAGACAAAGAGGAAAAGAUGAGGGCAGACGUUGGUCAUCUGAAGAAGUUUUUUGAAGAAUGCAUUAGGAAUUCAGAGAUUGAAGCAAUGAAGCCUGCAAUAAUGAAGAACUCUGUAUAUGUGCCAAAAUCAGCCAACAGACGCAUUAAAAGCUGCCGCUUUCACCAACAGAGGCCAAACUUCUCUCGCUUGAGGCACUCGCACUCUUUCUUAUUGUCUCCGGCUGAAACCACUGACAUACAGAGCCUCAAAGAAGCCGCCAGGAACCUGACCAGAGAUAAACAUUUCCGGGAAACCCUUUACCAGAUCAUUACCCAGAAGGAGCCCUCAAAAGGGCAUGACAAGUGACAUCUGUUCACCAUCAGGACCGAUGAACAAUUAGAAUUUUUUUGUCACUUAAAGAUAAGUGACAUUACUACAUGUAGCUAUACUGUGCCCACGUAGAGCCCUGUCUAAUGGUGGCAUGUUCUCAAGGGUUCAGUGUAUAGUUUUUAUGCCACUGCUUAGGAUUUUUCUGCAGAGCUUUCAAUCUAUGCCUCCAUCUCUGCCCACAGGGCCUAACAUGGACUCUGUGUCAACAGCAAGCUUUCUCCUACUACCAUUAGUAUUACACACAUAUAACGUUGU
Molecule: messenger RNA, 1987 nt
Organism: Bufo gargarizans (Asiatic toad)
Lineage: Eukaryota; Metazoa; Chordata; Amphibia; Anura; Bufonidae
Gene: PLEKHD1
Product: pleckstrin homology and coiled-coil domain containing D1
Exons: 13
Coding region: 212-1708 (498 amino acids)
Source: RefSeq, a predicted model, not a curated record